CUGUCAAAUCAAGGUGCCCGUUGUCACAACACGAUGUUAACGACAAUUUGAUUUUGUAAUUACUUAGAAAAAUGGAAGAAAACGCCGCGGACUUAAUAUCGCCAGCGAUAAAGAAUUACAAUUUGAAAGAACUGAAGAUUGUACUAGUACGUAACGAUUGCCUUAUUAAUUCUUAUUUAAAUGGAACAAGUAAACAUAGAUUAAAAAACAAUGGUGGCAUAAAAGAAGAAAUAAAAAGUAAAACAGGGUCCAAAGUGAGAAAAAAAACGCAAUUCCCAGAAACCAAAUCGGAUUACGAAAUAAAUCAACAAUCAAAAUUGUACAACGAAAAAUUUUCAGCAUACUCUUGCGACGUAUGUGGCGAUACGUUCCAAUCGAUGCGAGCAUUAAUGCAUCACACUCGUUUCCACAUCAAGUCCAAUGGAAUUACGUUUAUAUGUGCCAUCUGCGGUAAUAAAUUUAACACUAACGAUGAACUGAUUAACCACAAGUUAUUCCACAAUUCGGAGGACCAUAGUUUUAACUGCAAGAAAUGCAAAAAGUCCUUCACAGACCACCACAAUUACAUGCAACAUAAUGCAAAGCAUGUAGAUACAGGCAUUUAUAAAUGUAUUGAGUGUUCUUACACAUUUAAUUUGCGAAAAUCAUAUAAAAACCACAUAACAACACACUAUUUAAGACAUCAUAAAUGUCAUUUAUGUAAGGAAAUAUUCACACAACCAAAAGAUCUCCAUAGACACAAAAAGAACUACCAUUAUCCUGGUUAUGAUUGCGUUGAAUGUGGUAAACAUGUUCAAACGCAAAGAGAUCUUGAUGAACACAUGUAUAUACACACUAGAGUCAAGGCAUUCCAAUGUUUGUAUUGUGGCAAGGAAUAUACUAAACAUGAAGGGCUACGUUACCAUAUGAAGAAAAUGCACACAAAGUCAACACCUUAUGAAUGUACAAUUUGUUCACUAGGUUUUUAUAAUUCUACACGAUUAAAAAGUCAUAUGAUUGUACAUGAUAUGAAGAAGAAAUAUGAAUGCAAUGAUUGUGGUCGUCAAUUCUUCCAUAGAAUUAGUAUGAUUCAACAUACAAGAUAUCAUAUGAAUUAUAUGCUCUACAAAUGUCCUGUAUGUAAGAACACAUUUGCAACGUACCAAAGACUAUUGCUUCAUACAGAGGAGGUUCAUAUGAAGACAAGAAAUUAUAAAUGUGAUUUGUGUAAAUCCUCUUUUAUUUCAAAACGAGGCUAUGACAGACAUUUAGGAACAGAAAAGCAUAUCAAUUAUGCUUCCAUAGCAAAGUUAGGAUUUUUAAAUCCUAAGUAAGAUAUUUACUAAAGUUAUAUUUUUAUACUUAAAACGUUACUUUGAUUUAGUUUUAAUUAUUAUCAAAUUAUGUUUUAUAUUUUAUUGAUUUGAUGACUCCAUUGGAU
Papilio polytes (common Mormon) is the source of this 1420-nucleotide messenger RNA. Its product is annotated as gastrula zinc finger protein XlCGF26.1-like. Gene Ontology annotation, biological process: regulation of transcription by RNA polymerase II. The transcript has 2 exons. The record is from RefSeq and is a predicted model, not a curated record. Gene Ontology annotation, molecular function: DNA-binding transcription factor activity; RNA polymerase II cis-regulatory region sequence-specific DNA binding. Lineage: Eukaryota; Metazoa; Arthropoda; Insecta; Lepidoptera; Papilionidae. The coding region runs from base 72 to 1313 and encodes 413 amino acids.